AUGGCCCCCAAUUCCUACCCAGCAAUCCCUACCCAGCAGUCCCGACCCAGCAGUCCCGACCCAGCGGUCUCAACCCAGCGGUCCCUACCCAGCGGUCCCUACCCAGCGUUCCCUACCCAGCUGUCCCUACCCGGCGGUCCCUACCCGGCGGUUCCUACCAGGCGGCCCCUACCCGGCGGCCCCUACCCAGCGGUCCCUACCCAGCGGUCCCUACCCAGCGGUCCCUACCCAGCGGUCCCGACCCAGCGGUCCCAACCCAGCGGUCCCUACCCAGCGGUCCCUACCCAGCGGUCCCGACCCAGCGGUCCCGACCCAGCGGUCCCUACCCAGCGGUCCCUACCCAGCGUUCCCUACCCAGCUGUCCCUACCCAGCGGUCCCUACCCAACGUUCCCUACCCAGCUGUCCCUACCCAGCGUUCCCUACCCAGCGGUCCCUACCCAGCGGUCCCUACCCAGCGGUCCCUACCCAGUGGUCCCUACCCAGCGGUCCCUACCCGGCGGUCCCUAUCCAGCGGUCCCAAUCUAGCGGUCCCUACCCAGCGGUCCCAAUCUAGCGGUCCCUACCCAGCAGUCCCAACCCAGCGGUCCCUACCCAGUGGUCCCUACCCAGCGGUCCCUACCCAGCGGUCCCUACCCAGCGGUCCCUACCCAGCGGUCCCUACCCAGUGGUCCCUACCCAGUGGUCCCUACCCAGCGGUCUAG
This is a messenger RNA of Oncorhynchus gorbuscha (pink salmon), 702 nucleotides long. Its product is annotated as proline-rich protein 2-like. NCBI's taxonomy places the organism in Eukaryota, Metazoa, Chordata, Actinopteri, Salmoniformes, Salmonidae. The coding region runs from base 1 to 702 and encodes 233 amino acids. The record is from RefSeq and is a predicted model, not a curated record. The transcript has a single exon.